UUAGAUAUUUGAUUACACGGAGCUGUCGGCUCAGGCACAGGCGAUAUUACCCGUCGGCUCACCCAUCGAUGCCAACCAAAACAACUCUGUGUCCAACACGUCGUCGUCGACACCGGCUGUCAUUACGAAAGGAUCGGGUGGUCGGCGAUCGUGGCAUGAAUACGGACGCAACUCAGAGAUCGACAAAAUACAGAUACCAAAAAUACACUCAGACGUGGGAUUCAAGUAUUUCUUGGAGUCUCCGAUAUCGACGAGUCAAAGACGAGAGGACGAUCGGGUCACUUACAUUAACAAAGGCCAGUUCUAUGGCAUCACAUUAGAGUUCAUUCCAGACCCCGACAAACCAUUAAAGAGUUCAAUGGUUAAGUCACUUAUUAUGCUUGUGUUUCGUGAGGAGAAAUUGCACGACGAAGAGGUGAAGGCCUGGCAGUUCUGGCACAGCCGACAACAUAGUGUCAAACAACGUAUUCUUGACGCCGACACCAAGAAUUCGGCCGGAAUUGUGGGUCCCAUCGAAGAAAUAACACACAAUGCCAUCGCUUUCUAUUGGAAUCCAUUGGAAGGACCGGCAAAAGUCAACGUUGCCGUCCAAUGCCUCAGCACUGACUUUAGUAAUCAAAAAGGAGUGAAAGGCCUUCCAUUACAUUUACAACUCGACACUUUUGAUGACUUUCGGGAGGGCAGUACACCUGUCCAUCGGGGCUAUUGUCAGAUCAAAGUAUUCUGUGAUAAGGGCGCCGAAAGGAAAACACGGGACGAAGAGAGAAGAGCUGCCAAACGAAAACUUUCCGCCACUGGAAAUGGUCGUAAAAAGAUGGAAGAGAUGUAUCACCAGACAACUGAAAGAUCAGAGUUUUAUUCAAUGAGUGAUUUGUUAAAACCUCCGGUUUUAUUCACUCCGAGUGAUGACAUUGAAAAAAUAACAUCGGCUGAUAUUAACUUCUAUGGCGGACACAAUUCAAAUGAUAUGAGUUCUACGGAAUACGACACCGAUUCUCAAUUGCCUUCUAUUUCCACACCCAUCUCAACCAUCACAGCCACUAUAGCACCGACUAUAGGACGCGAGCGAACGGUCGACCCGUUGUCGGCUUCAUUAGAAAUGGCAAUAUCUCCGUGUCCUCCAAAGAAAAUCAAAUUAGAGAGAUAUCCCGAUACUAACGAGAGGGUUUUAUUAUAUGCGAAGCAAGAAAACGAAGAAAUCUUUCAUCCCUUGCAUUUAGUGCCCCCAACUUUAGUCGGAUUAGCGCUCUCUGUACGUGAACUACAUUUGUUUUAA
Molecule: messenger RNA, 1276 nt
Organism: Medioppia subpectinata
Lineage: Eukaryota; Metazoa; Arthropoda; Arachnida; Sarcoptiformes; Oppiidae
Source: the annotation of a GenBank genome assembly